CCCCCCAAAAUUCCACUCCCGUCCAGUAGAUGGCGGUAGCAACUUUACUCGACCCGAAGAAGAACUGGUUUCUGAAACACAUGGUGACCAUGAUCACCUGUGAUCGUUUCUACAUCUUCAGUCGAGUAAAUUGAAUAUUUUUCUACUUUAUUUUUCGUUUUUUAGCAGCCAACAUCAAUUAUUUACCGUCAUGGUGCGAGCAAAACGUAAUAUAAAAGUGCCGAAGCCCAGGAAGACCGAACAGUAUGAUGAAGAUGACCCCAGAGCAUACAGUAAUAUGCCAGUCCCUGAUAAGACUUCCUCCGAGUUCACAAAAGACAAGAUCGACAAGUUUCAUGAUGAGAAGAUCGCCAACCUUCUGGCCCGUGGCGUCCAGAUGGAGAGUGACGAAGAUGACCUGGACGAUGAGGAGGAGGUCAUGGCCCUGGAUGAGUCAGAGUCUGAAGAGGAAGAGGAGGAGGAGAAUGAAGGAGAGGAGACGGAUAUGGAGAGUGAUUUAGACGGGAAAAAGGAUGAAGAUCUUCCUAAUGAACUGGCGUGGGGCACCAAGAAGAGAAUGUUCUACGACUCGGAUUACGUCGUCAGCAAAGGAAAAUCUAAUGAAGAAUUGGAGGCCGAAGAGCGGGAGGAAGAGGAGGAGGCUAUCAGCAUCCAGAAACGUUUAGCUGCAAAUCUGAGCGAAGAGGAUUAUGAUCUCAACUUUUUUCAGGAGUUUGCUGAAGAGGAGAACAAAGUUAAAGCGGCUGAAAAGCAGGAGAGGAUUGUGAAAGACCUGAAGCAGAUGUCCCACAAAGACAAGAUGAAACUCCUGAAAAAAGAAUCGCCCGAGUUACUUGAACUCAUCCAAGACUUCAAGGCAAAGCUCAGCGAGCUGAAAAAUGAGCUGCAGCCGCUUGUUCAGAUGGUCAAGGAUGGAAAAAUCCCUGCAGGAAAGGGCGCUGACUACCUUGUGACCAAACAGCAGCUUUAUCUGAAUUACUGCACAAACAUCAGCUUCUACUUGGUGCUGAAGGCGAAGCGGAUCCCGGCACACAACCACCCCGUCAUCGAACGACUGCUCACCUACAGGAACCUCAUCAAUGAUCUCGGCGCAGUGGACGCUCGGCUCUCACCGGAGUUUCGUAAACUUCUAUCCGGUGACCAGAAAUCCACCAACAGACCAGCUGAGGGCAAGAAAACUAAAGUCCCUGAUAAAGAGGAGAAGGAUCCUGAUGACACGCUGCCCGAGUCUGUAGGCGACUCCGACUCUGACCUGGAUGAAGAAGCUGCUUUGAAUUUCUACAGAGAAGUGGAGAAACGAGUGAAGCUGAAGAGGAAAAACAAAGAUCCAGAAGCUGAAGAGGUUGAGGAGAAUAACGGCGAUGAUGAGCAGCAGGAUCCAGACAACAAGAGAGGAAUCACUUAUCAGAUGGCGAAGAACAAGGGGCUGACGCCGAAGAGGAAGAAGAUCGACCGUAAUCCCAGAGUCAAGCACCGAGAGAAGUUCAGACGGGCCAAGAUCCGCAGAAAGGGCCAGGUCCGAGACGUUCGGCGAGAGGAGCAGCGGUACAGCGGGGAGAUGUCGGGUAUUCGUGCAGGCGUCAAGAAGAGCACCAAGCUCAAGUAGCCGAGUGUUUGUCCGCCGCCGUUCCUAAUCGUUACAUUAAAACAGCUGAAAAUAAAACAGGACUUUUCCAACUUGAAUAAAAAGUUUUAAAAUCUA
Molecule: messenger RNA, 1702 nt
Organism: Oryzias melastigma (Indian medaka)
Lineage: Eukaryota; Metazoa; Chordata; Actinopteri; Beloniformes; Adrianichthyidae
Gene: utp3
Product: UTP3 small subunit processome component
Exons: 16
Coding region: 191-1606 (471 amino acids)
Biological process (GO): maturation of SSU-rRNA from tricistronic rRNA transcript (SSU-rRNA, 5.8S rRNA, LSU-rRNA)
Cellular component (GO): small-subunit processome; nucleolus
Source: RefSeq, a predicted model, not a curated record